This is a messenger RNA of Aspergillus mulundensis, 1191 nucleotides long. RefSeq names its product heptaketide hydrolyase ayg1 (gene ayg1). Lineage: Eukaryota; Fungi; Ascomycota; Eurotiomycetes; Eurotiales; Aspergillaceae. Bases 1 to 1191 code for a protein of 396 amino acids. The record is from RefSeq and is a predicted model, not a curated record. The transcript is spliced from 6 exons.
AUGGGCUGGAUACUGGGAGACAAGUUCGACUCGGUCUACCCGCACAAGGGUUCCAUCAAAGCGCUGUGGGAGACAAAAUGGAGAGCAGUGUGCGAGAAGUCAGUCUACCCCUUCCACGACGGCAAGCUGGAGGAUUUCGAGCCGAUCAUCGAGAAGCUCAUCGCUGGCAACAUCAACGAUGCAUACUCCGACGCUUAUACCGAGACCUUCCUUCCAUUCGCUGAAUCACUGGAACAGCGGGCUGCGGAAGCGCUGCGCAAAGGGGACACCAGCACAGCAUCGCAUCUCCUUCUCCGCGCGGCCGUCGUGUACCGAAUCGCGCGCUAUCCCUACGUCGGCCCUGACUCGACUGGGCUCAAAAGGACGGCCUUUGAGCGGCAGAAAUUGGCAUACCUCAAGGCAACCUCGUUCUGGAGCCCGCCAUUGACGGAAAAGACGGUCGAGUUCGUGCACCGCGCAGGGAACGAGGGCUCGCAGAUACCAGUAUACCUCCGUAUUCCUGACGACACCGGUGCGAAACCAGUGCCGUGCGUCCUGAUCAUGACCGGACUGGAUGGCUAUCUGCCGGAUAACAGUCAGCGCAUCCAUGAGUGCAUCGCUCGCGGGUGGGCGGUCCUCGUCUGCGAGAUCCCUGGAACGGCAGACUGUCCGGCAGAUCCCCGCGACCCUGAAGCCCCUGAUCGCUUGCUGGAUAGUCUCUUUCUGUAUCUGCGCAGCAGGGCGGAUAUUGACAUGGCCAAGGUUGUGGUCUGGGGACUCAGUGCUGGGGGGUUCUACGCCAUCCGCGCGGCGCACACGCACCGAGAUCAUCUUGCCGGCUGUAUUGCCCAUGGCCCUGGCGCGCACUACUUUCUGAAUAAAGACUGGCUCAGCAAGGUCGAGGACCACGAGUAUCCGUUUCCCAUCGUCUCCGCCUGGGCGAAGAAGUACGGCUACGAUGAGCCGGCCGAUUUCUGCACGCAGGGUCAAGGGAAGUUCUCGCUCCUCGAGACGGGGAUUCUCGACCAGCCAAGCACUCGGCUGCUUUUGCUGAAUGGUGUGGACGAUGGUGUGGUUCCGAUCGAGGACUGUCUUUUGGUAUUACAACAUGGAAACGCGAAGGAGGCAAGGUUCUACCCCGGCCUCCCCCACAUGGGAUAUCCAUACAGCCUGGCGGAAGCCUAUAGAUGGCUGGAGCAACUGUUAGCCUGA